AUGAACAAGACAAUAAAAUCAUAAACAUCAGAACUCGAAUAGCUGACUUAAGUCAUUGAAUUAAUUCAACAUCUUUUCUAUAUCAGCUUACAAAAAUUUCCAAAUUCGCCGAAGCUUAGAAUACUAUUUGCCAUAUUUUUAAUGGACAUUGCUUAAAACAAAUAACAAUCUAUGCAAGAAUUAGUAAAUUCAGAGUUAGAAAAACCAUCCUUAGAUGAAUAGUUUACAAUUUAGAGGCUUCAAAUGUACCUAGAGAACCAAGCAUAGAGUAUCUCAAAUAAUCAAAACUCGCACUUCAGCAUGAAUCAAACUGAUUUUAUGAUGGAUAUUUCAUAUUAAAAUUAAAUGAAAAUUUUUAAAGAUUUGAUAGAAGCUUCAGCUAAUAACUAUACUGAGUUAUGGUUUUAACUUUUGGAAGAUUAACCUGACUUAUUAAAGAUAAAGUAAAUUGGGUUUAAAAUAAAUGACUUAAACAUCAUAAUUGAAGAAUAGUUUUAGAAAAUGACUAAGGUUCCUUCUUUUAAUUUUACUACACCAUCUCUGCUCUUCGGUAAAUAUUUAAUAGAAUUAGUUGAUGAUAAUUAAAGAGGAAAGUAAGUACUUUAGUAGGUGAUGGGGUACUAAUAAAAAGAAUAAACUAAUUUAAAUGCUGCUGACCCAUCAUUAGAAUAAUCACCAACUAUUAUUAUAUCUGCUGAUGAGGAUAAUUUUGGAAUAAUAACAAAUGUUAAUACUAGCUGCUGUUGUUUUUUUGGAUAUCAAAAAGUAGAAAUGAUGAAUAGAAAUAUCAAAAAUUUUAUGCCUCAGGUUUAUUCUGAUAGACACGAUUAAUUUAUAAGAAAUUUCUUAUAAACUCUUGAAUCCCGAAUUCUCAAUGUAGAAAGAGAAGUUAUGAUUAAGCAAAAGAAUAAUUAUAUAAAGAGUGCUAACAUAAUGGUGAAAUAUAUUCCUUCCUUAUCUACUGGUAUUUAAUUUAUUGGAUAAUAUAAUGUCAACAAAGUAAUUUGCCAUACUGCUUACAUGAUAUUAGACACCGAAUUCUAUAUUGAAAAUAUUACAAGCUCAUGUAUUAAUAUGAUUCAUCUGGACUAGAAUAAACUGAAAAAAAGAAAGCAUAUUGAUGAAAUUAUCCCUUGUUUUUAAUCAGAAUUUAAAAAAUAUUUUUAUAAAGGAGGCUGUGAGCAAAAAAUUUCAAUUUAAAAUAGCUCAGAUUAAGUUUUAUUAAAUAUUUAGAUUUAAGACAUCAAUUUAAAAAACUUAGGAAAUUCUGGUUACAUUGUAAAACUUCAAAACAAAAACAAAGCUUUAGAAGUUGAGUAUAAUACAAGUGAAGACUAAAAAGUUGAUCAAAAUAUUAAGUCUUUUUUGAAUCAAUCAAUUUUACAUAACUCAGAAUAAACUAAAAGUUAAAAGCAAGAAUAUUUUGUUCUCAAAUAUGAUCCUACUUAAAAGCGUUUCAUAGGUCAAUUUUAUGAUUUAAAUGCUUAAAAAAGUGGGAAAUCACUUUUAAGUCCUUAAAUAAGUAAAUAAAAAGAUUAAGCAUCUAGGUUUUCUUUUUUUUCAGUAUUGGCAUAAGAUGCAUAGGAAAAUGCAUAAUCUGAUGCUUUUAAUAUGGGUAAAUCUCAGUUUUCCAAACAACAAAGCACCCCACAAGUUUAAGACCAAAAGUAAUAUGGAGAGGGUAUUAAAACUCUUAGGCUUUGUGGGAAAAAUAUAGUAGAUAUUAAUAUUUUGAAAGAAGGAGAAGGAGAUGAGUAAGAAGAAGAAGAUAAAGAAAUUUAGGGUAUGAAUGAAGAAGAAAAUUAAAAAGAAGAUGAGUUGAAUUUUGAAAAAGGUGUAAAGCAUUCUAAUAUAUUCAAAAGCAGGGAUAUUUUUGUUAAGUUUAUCAACAAUUCUGAUUUUUUGAAUCCUUCACUCAUUUAAAGAUCGAAUCUAACUAUCUUACUCUUUUGUGCAAUCUUUCUCUUGAUUUUUAUAAUUAACUUUGUCAUUAGUGGCUCAAGCAUUUAACAAUCAGAAAACUAGUAUACCGUUUUAGAUAAUAUGAAUAAAUUCAUAAGUGAAAGUCAGUAUAUUUUGAAUUGCAUGUUUGAUCUUCAAUUGUUGAACAGCAAAGUAUAUGAUAGUAAAAUAGUAAAUUUUACUUAAACAACAUAAAAUCUGUAAGACUCUUUGAAUAGACUGAAUUAUUAUCACUAAAACUUUGAUCUAUCUUCAUUGUAACUUGAUGCUUAAUCAUUAAACUAUUUAAAUAAUCCUACAGUUCCUAUUUUUAAUCCCAUUGGUAUUAAAACUGAUUUUUUCGAUUUUUAUUAAGCUUCUUCGCAGUUUAUAUCAAAAAUCAACCAGAUCAACAGUUAUUCCCUAGACUAGUUUAGCAUUAAUGACUUAAAUAUUUAUUAUAUUCAGUAUAAUUUUUUGAACUCCUAUUAUAUAAUUUCUGACUAGAUAAGUAAGAGCAUUUCAUCAUAGAUAUCUUCUUACUCGUAGCAAUUAGGAGGUACACUUUUUUAAAUGAUAAUAGUUGCUGGUGUUUUGCUAUUUAUUGAAAUAAUUGCAGUUAUCUUUAUCUAUUUUAGCCUCUUACUCUUAAUUAAGCAAAUCCUUAUCUUAUUUUUAGAAAUUCCUUUAGAAAAAAUCUAAUAGUUGCUUUUUAAAAGUAAAAAAUUUGGUAAUCAAAUUUAAUCUGGAGAUGAAGAAAAUAUCUCAUCUAAUGACUCUCUUUCUGCAUUCAAAAAAGAGGAUGACAAAUCUUUUAGUAUCACAAGAAUUAGUAAAACUGGAAAAAAGUUAAGAAAGUUUAGAUUAGAAUCAAAGCAAUUUAAAGUUUUCUUUAUUCCUUUCAUCAUCACAAUUCUGAUACUCAUCACUUACUUCACAGCAACUUUUGCAAUAUAUUAACCAACGAUUAAUUAAUUAUAGAAUUUCUCAAAUGAGUUCAACAGUACUUCGACUUUAGAUCAAAUAUUUGGAAUAUCAGCUAAUGUAGCUUAAAUAAUGAUAAUGAACAUAACUUUUUAGACUGUCAAUUAAACAUCUAUAAAAUUUUAAGAACAACAGAUGUAUGAAUUAUAUUAAUAAAUAGGUGAUAUUUAGAGGUAUCAUAUAGAAAAUAUGAAUUUGCAUAAUUCUGCAUAUAAUACUUACUUUUAAACAACUAUGAUGAGUGAUAAUAGUUCAAAUCCUUGUUUGCUUCUAUCAACCACAUUUUAGUCUAGCAAUUGUGAUUCAAUUGCAAAUUCUACUAUCACAAAAGGAAUGAUUUUAUUACUUACCAGAUAAAUUGAAAGUAUAAGAAAUCUUUACUUAUCUACUGAGUAUAUAUACGCAAGUAUAACUGAUACUUCAGAAUAAUAAAUUCAACUAAAUAAUUUACUUAACUCAGAUCAAGCAAUUGAAGUUAAAACAUUAUAGUUCUAAUAUAUUAAUUAAAUUUUCUAAUAAUUAAGUGGAUAAAUGAUAACUGAAAUCAACAACAGUAUAUCAUCCACAAAUGCUUCUAACUUAUUUGUAGUUAUUUUAUGCAUUAUUUUCCUACUAAUAAGUUUAAUUAUCAUAUGGAUGCCAUUAAUGAGCAAUAUCUAAAGAGAUAUAUCAAGAACUAGAAAUUUAGUAAUAUUGAUACCUUUAAACGUUUCGAAAAAAUGUAAAUUUCUAAGGAAUCUAUUAUCUUAAUAUGAUGAAAAGUUAGGUAAAGUAACUUCGUAAAAAAUUAAGAAAUGA
Messenger RNA from Tetrahymena thermophila SB210, 3723 nucleotides. Its product is annotated as PAS domain S-box protein. The record is from RefSeq and is a predicted model, not a curated record. Lineage: Eukaryota; Ciliophora; Oligohymenophorea; Hymenostomatida; Tetrahymenidae. The transcript is spliced from 11 exons. Gene Ontology annotation, biological process: regulation of DNA-templated transcription.